AUGAAGCUUCAAGCUCUCACUCCACCCACACCUCUUUUCUUCUUCUUCUUCUUCUUCACCACCCUCCUCUUUUACCCGACCGAGUCAACUCAGCAUCCAUAUGCCUGUGACUCGUCCCAGCAAUCAGCCAGCUCCUACCCUUUCUGCAAAACCGCCCUCCCCAUCAACCGAAGAGUCCAGGACCUGGUCUUGCGCCUCACAUUGGAUGAGAAAAUCUCCCAACUCUUAACUCGGCCCCUCCGAUUCCCCGACUCGGCAUCCCGAGUUACGAGUGGUGGUCCGAGGCAUUCCACAGCGUCGCCAACGUCGGCAAAGGAAUCAAUCUUUACGGCACCAUUUCUAACGCCACCAGCUUCCCUCAAGUCAUCCUCACCGACAGUGGCAGAUCCAGGAUUAUCGGGCGAAGGGGUCACAGUAUAA
Molecule: messenger RNA, 420 nt
Organism: Prunus armeniaca (apricot)
Lineage: Eukaryota; Viridiplantae; Streptophyta; Magnoliopsida; Rosales; Rosaceae
Source: the annotation of a GenBank genome assembly